Messenger RNA from Laetiporus sulphureus 93-53, 514 nucleotides. RefSeq lists its product as uncharacterized. The annotation marks the transcript as partial. The record is from RefSeq and is a predicted model, not a curated record. Gene Ontology annotation, molecular function: hydrolase activity. The transcript has 3 exons. NCBI's taxonomy places the organism in Eukaryota, Fungi, Basidiomycota, Agaricomycetes, Polyporales, Laetiporaceae.
GGGCGACCCCAUCCCCGAGGACGCAUUGACCUCUCCCACGUUCGACAGGGUCAAGUGGUUCUCGGGCCAUGGCGUCGAGACCUGGCAGGUGCCCGUGGACAAGGUUGUCGCGGCGCUGAAGGAGACCGGCGUGGCGCGUUUCGCCACCACGGGCUACUGCUUCGGCGCGCCACCCGCGUUCUACCUCGCCCGCAGCAACACUAGUCACGUCACCGUCGUGUCGCACCCGUCUCUCUUGCAGAUCCCCGCCGACUUGGAGAAAUACCGCGAUACAUCCAAGGCGCCCCUCUUGAUCAACAGCUGCGAGGUGGACACUCAGUUUCCGAAGGAAUCGCAGGUCGUCGCUGACGAGCUACUCGGAAAUGGCAAGUUCGCACCCGGGUACGAGAGGACGUACUGGGAUGGCUGCACGCACGGCUUCGCUGUACGUGGGGAUCUGAGCAACCCGAAAGUGAAGGCUGGUAAGGAGGGCGCGUUCAAGGCGACGGUCGAUUUCGUAAAGAAGUAUCUGUGA